This is a messenger RNA of Patiria miniata (bat star), 5289 nucleotides long. Its product is annotated as frizzled-5-like. The record is from RefSeq and is a predicted model, not a curated record. The transcript has 3 exons. Gene Ontology annotation, biological process: non-canonical Wnt signaling pathway; canonical Wnt signaling pathway. Gene Ontology annotation, cellular component: plasma membrane. Gene Ontology annotation, molecular function: Wnt-protein binding; Wnt receptor activity. The coding region runs from base 1206 to 2828 and encodes 540 amino acids. Lineage: Eukaryota; Metazoa; Echinodermata; Asteroidea; Valvatida; Asterinidae.
UGGGCCUGGUAAACCUAGAGCAUGAUUAGGGCGAUGUACCUCCAUCAUGAGAGUAAUGUAGGCAUAUUAUGGACAACAUGCAGCUCCGAAAUACAAGGGAAAUGUGUCUUCAAAGUGCAAGAAAGAUUGAAAAAAAGACAAUGAGCAACAUGAUGUGGCAGUUUCCCUGGAAAAAAAUAUUAGUGGCACUCAACUCUCAUUGCCCCAGCAAGAAAGGAACGGCAACCCAUCCAGCACAAAUGGCGGUCUGGAUCAGGGAUGAUGCGUAUAGUAGGUGACCCUAGUCUGCUUAUGGGAGUUAUGGCCAAGCAGGACAACAAAUCUGGUAUCCGGCGCAGCUUCCAGUUAUGGACACCAGUGGAAAGGGAAAUUACAGCCCGACUUAUGGAGGUUUGUUGGUGAGCGGAGACCACGACGUCACGCCCACAUCCAUACCCGCUAAUUGGAGGAUUGAUUACAUGAUGGACGGGUGACGUCACGUAUGAAUAGGGGCAUAAUGAGCUGACAGAAGAGUGACAGCUAGGUCCGUUGACACCUCACUGGCAGGUUGUUGGCUACGGGCUGUGAGAAUCGUCACAUUGAGACAUAAACGGGGCUCCCAGACUGCUCUGACGGGACACAACUUCCUAAUGCUCCAGGGUUAACCAUAAACCUCGCGGCAUCUCCACUGUUCCGGUCAUUAACUAAAUCGACAUCCGUGUGUACACAUCUCCACCGGCGUGUUAUUGCUGAUACACGGGGACUACUACCGAUUAGACCCGGGGAAAAUAUCGCUUGUGUGGCAAGUUUUCAUUACUGACUGCUGAUUUGUUUUUCCUCCUUGUCCAUUACAGCCGCUCCACUGGACUUUCUCUGUGGAAGAAAAAUCGCACCUAAUGGGACACAGUUUUGAGAGAACUUAGUCGUGCAUAAAAUGUGAGUGCUAUUUCAACAGCGAGUGAGUGAGUGCUGCCAGUGUGAUAUAUUGCCGGGAUCAAGCUUUGGACUCCGACGUUGACUGUUAGUCUUUGCUCCGUGUGACUCGCGCGCUGGCUGCGGUACUAGCGUGUACAUGUGGUAGCUGUCGCACGGUGGCUUGUGUUUGACCAACGGCUCUGUUUGUACACCGAUCAACGCUGUGCAUACACAAAGACACGGACUUGUGAGUAAAAAAAAAAUCUCGGUGUUCUGCAUUUCAUAUCGUGCCGGUUGGGACUAGGGGAGACAUGGCUUGCUCCAGCGCUCCCUGUAUCCUGUGUGUUUUCAUCCUACUUUGGAUGUCUCUGACUCCGUGUUUGGCAAUCAGGGACGUCAAAUGUGAACCAAUAACUAUCCCCAUGUGCCGUGAUAUUGGCUACAACAUGACGUACAUGCCCAACCAGUUCAACCACGAUACACAGGAUGAAGCUGGGCUGGAAGUGCAUCAGUUCUGGCCUCUGGUGGAGAUCCAGUGCUCGGCGGACUUGAAGUUCUUCCUGUGCAGCAUGUACACGCCGAUCUGUGUCACCAACUACAACAAGCCGUUACCGGCCUGUCGGUCGGUCUGCGAGCGAGCCAAGUCCGGCUGCGCCCCGCUGAUGAGGCAGUACGGAUUCGCCUGGCCGGAGAGAAUGCGUUGUGAGGACUUACCGGAGUUUGGCAACCCCGAUCAACUCUGCAUGGGAUUCAACACCACGGAGAAGCCCACACCAAAACCCACCAUACCUACCAUCACCAAGCCCCGCCAACCUCGGCCAACGAACGGUAAAUGCCCCUGCUCCUGCAAGGAACCCUUCCUGCCGGUGCCACAGCAACACCCGUACUACAACCGUGUCAGCACCGGUGAGGUCCCUAGCUGCGCUACCCCUUGCAAUGGUGCCUUCUUCUCGUCCGAUGAGAAAACAUUUGCGACCUUCUGGAUUGGAUUAUGGUCGAUUCUGUGCUUCGUGUCGACACUGACGACCGCCCUGACGUUCCUCAUUGACAUGGAGAGGUUCAAGUAUCCGGAGAGACCUAUCAUCUUCCUGAGUGGAUGCUAUCUGUUCGUCUCCUUAGGCUACAUCAUCCGGCUCAUCGCAGGCCACGAGGCAGUGGCAUGCAACGGAGAGUACAUCAGGUACGAGUCGACAGGCCCUGCCGUCUGCACCAUCGUUUUUCUCCUCAUCUACUUCUUCGGGAUGGCCAGUUCCAUCUGGUGGGUCAUCCUCUCCCUGACAUGGUUCCUGGCAGCAGGUAUGAAAUGGGGCAGUGAGGCAAUAGCCAGUUACUCCCAGUAUUUCCACCUAGCAGCCUGGCUCGUCCCCAGCAUCAAGUCCAUCGCCGUGCUGGCCCUCAGCUCAGUGGACGGUGACCCAGUGGCCGGAAUCUGCUUCGUCGGAAACCAGAACGUAGAGAAACUCAGAGGAUUUGUGCUUGCCCCACUCUUCGUGUACCUGAUCUUGGGAGCAACAUUUCUGAUGGCUGGAUUCGUCUCCCUGUUUCGCAUCAGACAUGUCAUCAAAGCUGGAGGGAGCAAGACGGACAAACUCGAAAAACUCAUGAUCAGAAUCGGGGUCUUCACAGUUCUCUACACCGUGCCAGCCACCAUAGUCAUCGGCUGUUAUUUCUACGAGCAGCACGCCCGUGGCGAAUGGGAAAGGACAAAAACAUGCUCCUGCGGCAAUGCAGACGUUUCCCAGCCGGACUAUUCGGUUUUUAUGCUCAAGUACUUUAUGUGCCUUGUCGUUGGGAUCACAUCAGGAGUUUGGAUCUGGUCGGGCAAGACACUGGAAUCGUGGAAACGAUUUUACUAUCGGUUAUUCGGUAAGAAAGAACUUGACAGAAUUGGUAAGCCAACAAAUCCAAAGGCAGUUCCAUUAGCACAUGUUUGAUCAAAAUGCCAAGGAUCAAUGGACCAUAUUAGUGCUUUCAAGAACUUGUUUAACAAUGUUUAUUGCCUGAUGUGUAUAGCUCCCCUUCAAAGAACUGGCAACUGAAAAACACUGUUUUUUUAAACAAACAUUUAAAAUGUGUACAGAAAUUGAAUUUUUUUAUACUUUUACUAGCUUAUUCAUAAUUUCAUUGUGAUAUGGUAUACCAGCAGUGUUUUGCAUACUGUGUUAUCAUCGUGGUCAUGGUGGUACAUUAUAUUAUGCUUUAAGGAAGUCAUGUGUUAUUUUUUAUGUCUAAUUGUUUUAUCAGCGCCAUAGUUGACUCCUGUUGUCCCCACUCAAGCGAGCGGGGCAGCAGUAGAGCAAACACCGGUUACAUCACCCACGUCAACACGCUCACUGCCGGCGUUCAAUGCACGCUAAUGAAAGAUACGGGUUUCUAAAAAACUUUCCCCCUUUUGUUCGAAUGUGUACCGUGUUCUUAGCGGGACAAAUGCUGGGUAAACGGUGCCAUACCCCACUAAUGGGGCCAGUGAGUAAAGAGUGUAUUAAGCUUUGUUCGGGGUCUCCGGCUGCAAAGGUGCUUUUUAUAGACGUGGCCCAAUAACCCCACUCAGUGAUUUUCUUGUACAUGAAUGAUCACAGCCUGAAUGUUUCUGAUAAGGAUCAUGAUGUAGUGGUUGAAAACUGUUCUCAUGUCUUUAAUGUCUUACUCAAAAAAGCUUGCAUGUUUUAACUCUGCUGAACAUAAACCACAUGUUUUUAUUUUUGUAAUAUAAGUUGUAUAUUGAAUGUACUGAAACUAUAUGGAUGAUAGUAUCUUUUCUAACACUGGAAAGCAAGCUGGUUAGCGUUAUUUUGUUUUGUCAAAUUUCUAUAAACGGUUAUGAAAGUGGGUUAACGGUUAGCCUCCAGAGCAAAGGGUGGUAACUAGGUGAUACACUGUAUUACUUAGACUUUCCAUUUUGAAAUUAUCACCACGUUGUGCAUAGACAUUUCUGGACCAUGUGCCGAUUUCUUCUGGCGACAUUUUAACAACUUGAGUGGCAUUGCUUGGUUGGUACUGCCUUGAGGCGCCAAAAUAUUUGACUGAUAAGUGACAUUCUCAUGUUGUGACGCCUUCUGCGACAGCCAUUAAGAUAACUGAGAUAAAAACAAGUCUAUGCAGUCUUCCCACUGAAACGUCAGAAAUUACAUUUUACUGAUUGACUUAUUUGAUUCUACCAAACUACAGACUUUCACAUUUUGAUGUUCACAUUUUCGUAAUCUAACCUCCACUUUUAGAGACAAGCCGCCAUUUUUGCUUAUUUACUUGAUUCAGCGCAUGCGUUGGACACUUAUGGAAUUUCAACCUCGUCCUUUUAUUAUGUAAGCAAUUUAUCAUUCGUUGCCGGAAACUUAAGCAUUCCCGCUGCUCGUGAAUUAUGAGUCUGUGACGUCACAUGGUGACAUACUGCCAUGACGGCGGCAAAGAACAAAAAUACCAGCGGCAUUGUAGUAAUGAUAAAUUACUUAUUUACUGAGUAAAUAUUGAACUCUGACCCCAAUAUGGCCGAUGUUAUAAAUGAAUAAUCUGUGCCUUGUUGUGCAUGUAUUUGUUCUCACAGCUGCGGGAGACCUGAACAGGACGAUUGUACAAUUUUCAAAGCAUGUUCUUGAAUAUAAUUUUCCUUUUUAAUGAAAUGUAUUCUGCAUUAUUUUGUAAAUCCGGAACAAGUUCUUAUGCUACCAUUAUGUGAACAGUUAACUUGAAGAAAAUCUUUGUAUCUGACCGUGAAUAUAUGUGAUUUGUCAUUUAACUUAUUCACUGGGAAGGUUGUAUGUAGAUAUUUUAUGCGAAAUAUAUUUCAACUACUGCACUGUCCAAGUUAUUUUACCGAAUGACUUUGCUAUACUUUUCACGUCUGAACUGUAUCUAAGAUAUUAACUUCAGAACAUGUACAUGAAAACCCGUGAUGUAACACUAUCAGUGAGUAUUUCACAUUAAUAUGGUACAAAAUUCAGCUUAAGCACAGUGUGCCUGGUAUGUACCAUAUAACUGUUUAAAUGUAGACUGUAUGGACGCAAAUGCGUUCUUCUGGUAUUGCUUGUUAAUUUUCUGCCUUUUACGGAGCCACGAGUUAGUUGGUGCUGGCCCAGUACAGUGAGUAGGCCUAUGAGGAGUAUAACGAUGAGUAUUGGAAAUCGAAACACCGAUGACACUUUUUUUGUCGCGGUUCAUUGAUUGUUCACUCGGGCUGCAGUUGAAUUUUCCACGGCCGUGCUUGGGGGGAGGGUAUAAAUUGAGGGAUUGUGUGACAUGCAUGAACUGACUCAUAUUAUAAAAAGUGUAUCCUAAUUUUUGUAUCAAAUAAGGCAGAAGAUUAGCAUUUUAUUGUUGUCCUUUUAUGGUAAAAUUGGCACUUUAAGUGACGUGAGGGGAAAUAUAAAGGAAGUUAAAACGAAAAAGAUGGAAAUUGAA